Messenger RNA from Lachancea nothofagi CBS 11611, 1098 nucleotides. Lineage: Eukaryota; Fungi; Ascomycota; Saccharomycetes; Saccharomycetales; Saccharomycetaceae. The record is from the annotation of a GenBank genome assembly.
AUGGGUAUCCCUGUUCAGCUAUAUCAUGAACAUUCCGUCGGGAUUUGCGAUGCCGUAGCAAACAAGAAUGGCCAGGUAGGAACUACAAGACCGACUACCGCCCUGACCAGAAGGCUAAGCGCGCGCAGCUUGAGUUUAGGCCGGGAUUGGCGUCUGCAAAGAGUCCAAUUAAGUCAAAACACAAAUCUUCUCAGUUCAAGUAGCAACAAGCGUUCUGACGGUGCCUUUUGGUGUUUUUGGCGUGAAAAUGGCACCGGGGUAGGGAUUGUUGACGACAGCGGAUCCAUCGUGAACACGGGUGACUUGCGAACAACUUUAGCCACGAAUUUCUUGUCCAUGGAUGCUGUCGAUAGUUCGUCUGUGGUAUUUGGAUCGCAACAAGGACACCAUGGACUCUUUAACUUGCAGACGGGAUCGGUACGGUACAACCCGGCGGUGUUGACGCAACCGGUGUCGCACAUGUGGCAUCGUGGCACUGGCCGUUCUUCUCAAAUGAUCGCGUUCUCAAAGGCCGAUGCCAGCAUUUCCGUCACUGAUCUCCGCAACUGGACCACUUGUAUGGUGAGUCUGAGAAUUUCGUCACAAUAUCACGCUUUGGAUGCAGACUUGAAUCCGGACGCUACACUAGUUGCCAUGCAUAACGGCAAAUCAGCGUAUCUAUGGGACCUGACCUGGCCUAACAAACCUGAUGGUAUACCUGGUCUAUUUCUCGAAGAUGACGAACAGAUCGUUACAUUGAAGUUCGCAACCACCAGUGACUCGCUGCUCAUAGCAACCACGCAUAGGCUCUUAAUUUAUGAACCGGGCUCUCGUGCAGCUCUAAUCUGCCACGUACGGAAGGAAGCGUUUUACGACUUUUUCGAUCACGACACCAAAAUCGUGGUCGAACAACAGCACCUGUAUGGAACCCACAUCGCAUGCUUCGCGGUCGAUGAGCUCACAUCUAGAUGGGCUCCUGUAGGAUAUGCCGAUGUGAGGGCUCAGUUUGGGAUUCAUAAAGUCUACAAGUUCUACGCUCUACGUUCUCGCCUUCAUCUGGUAGCUGAUUCUGGCAACUACUGCCAACUUGCUACUGCUGAUGUACCUCAGGCUGUCUAA